Loxodonta africana (African savanna elephant) is the source of this 9310-nucleotide messenger RNA. It is a transcript of the gene SAMD12, whose product is annotated as sterile alpha motif domain containing 12. The record is from RefSeq and is a predicted model, not a curated record. Gene Ontology annotation, molecular function: protein binding. NCBI's taxonomy places the organism in Eukaryota, Metazoa, Chordata, Mammalia, Proboscidea, Elephantidae. The transcript is spliced from 5 exons. Bases 112 to 615 code for a protein of 167 amino acids. Gene Ontology annotation, biological process: cell surface receptor protein tyrosine kinase signaling pathway. Gene Ontology annotation, cellular component: cytoplasmic side of plasma membrane.
UCCUGGAGCAGAUGAGCGCAGAAUAUUUAGGCGAGAGGAGGGGGGUAGCGUGGGGCAGGAAGAGUACCUCGGCCAAGAAAAUUAUGCAUGCGUUAGGCAAGCUCUGAGAGAAUGGCUGUGGAAGCUCUCCACUGUGGUUUGAGUCCAGGGGGUAUCGAUCACCCUGCCCAUGCUGAAAGUUUUAAACUGCAAAUUGAAAGUGAAGGUGUUGAAUCUCAAUCCAGUAAAAACAAAAAUAUCCAGAAGGUGCCAGAACAAAAAGGAACCCCCAAACGACUGCAGGCUGAAGCAGAAACAGCUAAGUCUGCUACAGUGAAGCUGUCAAAACCCGUGGCUCUGUGGACCCAGCAGGAUGUCUGCAAGUGGUUGAAGAAACAUUGUCCGAAUCAGUAUCAAAUCUACAGUGAGUCAUUCAAACAGCAUGACAUAACUGGGCGAGCCCUGCUGAGACUUACUGACAAAAAGCUGGAGCGGAUGGGGAUUGCCCAGGAGAACCUCCGGCAGCACAUCUUACAACAGGUGCUCCAGCUGAAGGUGCGAGAAGAAGUCAGAAACCUACAGUUACUCACACAAGGUAUCCUGCUGCUUCCUACCUCAACCGAGGGUUCUCCAUAAACAUGGUGAGCCUUCCAAGCUACUGUCCUGCCAGUUGAUAUGAAAAUGUCCUCUUCCUCACUGAAAGACUAACUUAUGGCACUGCCUGAAGACAUUCUUGGAACAUUGACAGAUUAACCGGAUUAAAUGAAAAGACACCCAUUCAGUCAAGAUGAUGGGUUUUGGAAAAUCUUAGUUGGCUGAGGGUUUUAAAAUGAGGUGCAUAAUACACAGUGCCAGCUUGUUCCGAGUGGUCAUUGGCAGACCAUUAGCUGGAAAAUUGCUUCCGGUUUUCAUCACUGUGCAUAACUCAAGUCCCCUCUGGGGAGCUGUCUGUGCCCUUCACUAGGAGUCCUGUUUUAGCAUGGCAACUACUGGAUUAUUUUAUUAUGUGUACAGAUGGCAUGAUGUUUUAGAGAAAAUUACAGCAAUUCUGCAGUCUCAGUGGAAGUGUUCACAAUAUUACGCCCUGAUAGGAAUGUAAACAUGUCUCGAGUGUGUGAGUUAUGACGUCUAGAAAUAAUCUGUCCAACUCUUAAGCACUUUAUAUGAGAACACUCCAUCGAUGAAUUAGCACGUUCAGUACAUGUGUGAAAACAAGUUUUUUCUUUUCCUUUUUUAAAUCUUGUCCUACUUCUGGCUCCGACUGUCCAAAACAAACUCCACGACUAGCACAUCCGCAGUCGUUUGUGGUAGAUUGGUGUAGAUGUGGCCACAAGACUGUUAGUACUGGUAGACUUAACCUCUUGACACUUUACUGAAGAACUGGAUUUCAUUGUAGCACCAAAGGGAAGUAGAAGUGGCUCUGGUGAUUGUAAUACCUUAGCCCUUGGUCUCUUGUACCUAGACAUACCUGUACCACAUGCUGAUGCAAAUACAAAACACACGAGGCUUCUAUUCAGCCAACAUACAUAUUCUCUCGUUUUAAAACAGAGUUCUUGCAGAGAAAAAGAGGGAUGGCCUUCUUUUGGCUGCUAACCAAACGGUUGGAGGUUCAAGUCCACCUACAAGUACCUCAGAAGAAAGGUCUGGCAAUCUACUUCCAAAAAAACUCAGCCAUCGGAAACCCUGUGGAGCACAGUUCUACUCUGACACAACAUGGGGUUGCAGGGAGUGGAAUCAGCUUGAUAGCACCUGGUUUCCUUUAGUCAAUGAGCCUGGGGGGGUUGAUGGUAAGGGUAGCAAAAUGCAGUGUUCCUGUGGGGUCUGACUUUAACACUUAGGAAAGAAUUUUAGGUCAGGUUUAAAUCACAACCUUCUGAAGAGAAAUCACAGCAAGUGACCCUGCAGUGGGUUCCUUCCUCGGUAUAGACCCUACCAGACUCCUUUUAUCUUUUCUAGGGUUAGACCCACAACUAGUUACUUUUUUAAUAUGUCUUACAACAAAGCACAGUCUCGGGAAAGCUGUCAACCCAGUUCUCUCUUGUCUUUGAGCUUUAGAGAAAUGUCCAUGUUCACUGACCCUGUAUAAUGCUGUAGCACUUUUUUCCUGAAGACAUAAAGUUGGCUGAGGGUCAGCAACGUAUGCUCUGUGUGCCCACUGUCCCCGCCCACGACUGCCAGAUAGCAGAGGCUUUUCUUUAAAAUAUAUAUAUUACAACUUCUGGGACCCUUUCCGCACAAGCAAGCAUGGUAUUUUAGGGUGUCUCCAGACACGCAGUCAUUGUCUGCCCUUCUCACAGCUUGCCUCCCCUCAGGGUCUCAGGAAAUACACAGCCCAUUGGAAACCUGAGAUUUGGAAACCUGACAGGAAAGGGGAGAGAGAUCCAAAUGUGAUUCUGGUGAGUCACCAGCAGGAUGACUCAUGACUCACCACAAGCCUGUCAGGCUGUAGCACCAGAGAUGGGGGCUUCCAAGUGGGAACUCAGAGAAGCUUCCAUCACCACUAAGAUUUGGCCCUUUAGCUGGUCAGCACUGGGGACCAUCAGGCUCGAGGCAGAGGACUGUGCAGGUGGCACUUAGGAAGGCAGAUCCUAAUUGUCUACAAAUCCAGAAUUAGGAGGCAAAACUCUGGCUGACAAUGGGCGUAACAUCCCAGCCUCCAUUGCCCCUCUUAUGAGGUUCAAUUCAAACAGCAGAAUUCAUUCAUUUCUCCAUUCGUUCAUUUCAUUAUUCAGCAAGUAUUUUUGGAGUCUACUCUGUACCAAGCGUUGUGUGGGGCAACAGCAUUGUAUAAGACAGAUGCUCCCUGCCUUAUGAAACUGUAUCUCCUCCUUCCAAAUGCUGUCACCAACCCACCUUUUCUGCAAUGAAAACGGAAUUCAGACAGCAUUCACCUCCAGCUCAAGUAACCUGGGAAAACGCACAUGGCAGCAGGCAGGUCCACUGCUGAAGGAGAUGGGAGGCAGAAGAGGAAGUAGUGAACAGCAUCAGGCCACAUAUUUGUACCUUUCAUGUACAGCCAGCCCUUCCAGGGACCAGAUUUAGCUGGUUAGAGCUUCCCAAAGCAAACUUGACUUGCUUUCCUUGAUUACCACCCUAGCCACCUGUAUUCCCAUCCUUUGUAUAGGCACAACUGUUUGUUACUAUGCUGGAUUCUAUAAAGCUUCAAUUCUGUAACUAGUCUUAGUAACACAGAAUUGAGCCUACCCAAUGAAUCCUAAAGAAGCUACUGAACUACUGCCAGGUGCUGAGCUAGUAUAGCUGGGAAAUAAUUGGUGUAGCCAAGGACGUUCUGAGACUACUGCUAACACCCUUGGAAAACUGGACAGGCCUAAUGGUACAGACGUGCAUUAACUGAUGGUGGCUCAUCGUUUCUUAGUUUGACUUUUGCAAAGUGGUCCCUGAACAAUGAGAAAAGCAGCAUUUCUGAGCAUUUUUGAAUCAAAGGAGUGCUGGAAAAUAAUCAAAAGAUGAGGGGUACAGAUGGAGAUGGAAGAAGACAAUGAAAGAGCCCAGUUGAAGGAAGAGAGCUUCUCUAAAAAUGCCUUAAUGCCUGGCAUAUACCACCUAUUUGCACAUGAACUACUAUUUUCCAGACUGUAGACCUCUGAUUGAAAUCGUGAUGGGAAAUUGUUUUGGAAACAUGGCGGCAUAAAAUCUGAGCGGUCGCAAGGUCAACCAGCAAAAUGGAGAAAUGACUUCAUUCCCAGCCUGUGGAUUUUUUGGUUACAUGGUGAUCCUCCAUGUUACUCAUGGGUACUUCCUGCCAUGCUGUACCUUCUUCUCAAGGUGUAUGUGGGAAAUUUUACGGCCCAGAAAUUGAGAGAUGCUUGUGGUGAGUCUUGUUCAGUAGGAACGGGAGGAGGGGAGAUAAGGGGUAAAUAUUUUGAUAUCUGAGGACUGUAAACUGUCGAUGCUUAACUUUUCCUUUUACUUAAACCUGUGCUACACCUUCUUAUUAAAAGGCCGACACCCACGCUUGUGCAGGAAAGGCACUCCUGGGAAUGAGCAGAAAUGAAUAAUUAUCAGGCUUUCUAGGGUACCAAGGGGAUUAGCUUGUUCCAGCUCCGGAAUGGAAUUUAAACGCGCAGAGCAUUGGUGGUUCUGCUAGAGAAGAAAAAGCAAAUCACUUCAAUAGUGUCGUAGAGGGAUAGAGACCCUAUCAACUUUUUUUGUGGGUAAUGGCGUGUCUGCGAAUCCCUGCUUAGGCUCUGUGAGGUGUGUGCUGCAGCCUGCCUUCUACCUCCAGAAUGCAGGUCGGAGGAAUCCAGCUGGCUCUCCAGAGCCUCUUCUGAGCUGCCCAAACAGAGGCUCUAACAGUCCUUAGUUGUGAGGGAAUUCUGCCAUUUUUAACAUUCAAGAAGAGGGAAGAGGAGUAUCAACCUGAUGGGAGAAUAUAAACGAAGGAUAAAAACUUCUAAUGGAUUUUCCCUCUUGUUACUUGCAAAUGCUUUCUUUGUCUGCAAAUGUCACAUAAUUGAUUUUGGAUAGGAACAAUAAAAGUCUUACGGAAGAAAAGUUUUCAAGACCCCUCAGCACUAUUUAGUUUUACCGAAACCUGUACUUCCUAGUGCAUUAGCAGCUUCGCUCUGCGAGAUGUUUGCCUCUCCAUUCUUCAGGGUAAUUUUGUUACUUGACAACUAGACUUAAAGCUGCCAUCAACUCUUUUUAAAAAUCUAAUCUUUGAAAAUGACAUAAAUUCCUUUAUUUCUUAAAGACUGUUUUUAUUCACCUCUCCCACUCUCACAGCUCCUCCACCCCACUUCUUUGCUUUGUUUUGUGUGACUUCUUUUUUUCUUUUAAUCUCUCUCUUUUAACAUACUGCUGUGGGUAGAUGCCUGCCCACUCAGACAGAAAAGCAUACUUCUAGUUGUCACCUAAGAAGCCCUGGUAGCGCAGUGGUUAGGUGCUCAGCUGCUAACAGAAAGGUCGAAGGUUUAGAACCCACCAGCUACUCCACAGGAGGAAGAUGUGGCGGUCUGCUUCCGUAAAGAUCACAGACUUGGAAACCCUAUGGGGCAGUUGUGCUCUGUGGUAUAGGGUCGCUGUGAGUUGGUAUCAACUCAACGGCAGUUGGUUUGGUUUGGUUUGGAUUAGUUGUCAUCUUUUUUUUUUCCUUCAGUGCAACUUAAUUCCUUCUUAAGUUUGGUCCUGGUGAAAGCUUGCUGUCACAAAAGCAGUGGGAUAUGGAUUCUCGUCUCCAGGAGCUGACUGGUCAGCGCCGUUACUGAAAACAAGGUCUGUGCAGUAGGGAGAGAGGACAGACCAGGAGAUGCUUCUACUCGGGGCACAGCUGGGGACCCCGUUUCAGAGAAAGGCAGGUCCUGCCCCUUAGUCUCCUUAGAUCUGCAUCUGAUCCUGUGGCCAGAGAACUGUCUAUGAGUUGUGCUUUACAAAUGCACGUGGUUGCUGACCACUGCACAGCUUCAAGGUGGAAAAGUGCCGCAUUUUCAUUAUUUUGCUCUGGUAACUUAAGUGGGAAGAUAGGGAACAUUCUUGUAAAAGCUAAACACCAAUGGGAAGUUGAUGAGUACACAGAGAGGCUCUGCCACACUUUAAUGAAAAAAAAAAAAACACAAUAGAUGCUGUCCUGGAGAUUCUAGUUAGGCAGGAGGGACAGAUCAAUACUGGUCGCCUCUGGCCAUCACCUUGGCCCUGCAGGGAGAAUUCUAAGCUAAAGGACAAACCCUGUUUCUAAAAUCUGUGUUUCUUGGGGCAAAAUUCACCAGGGGACAUGUAAGGGGAAGUGCUCUUGGGCCUGGGACUGGUUUUAAACCUCCUGCCCAACAGCAAAAUGACUUCUACAGAGCAGCAGAAAUGGACGUACAAGGCUUUGUAAAACUGGAGUAGCAUUUGCCAUUCAGGGCUGUCUUAAAAUCUCAGAGGGUCCCAAACACUCUUACUUCUGAUCCCCACGCCCCCAAUUGUAGCAAACAUGAAAAGGCACCAACAACAUACACUUAAUGCAAUUUAAAAGUAAAAAAAAAAACUUUUUUUUUAUGUGACUUGAGUUUAAUUGCAGCUGACUGGUUGACAUAGUAGGAAUCUCUUGGUGGUGCACACAGUUAAAUGCUUGGCUGCUAACCAAAACGUUGGCAGUUAGAACCCACCCAGAGACACCUCAGAAUAAAGGCCUGAUGAUCUAGUUCUGAAAACCAGCCACCGAAAAGCCUAUGAGCACGUUUCUACUCUGACACACAUAGGGCCCCCCGCAAGUCGGAGUGAACGCCAAGAGAAACUGGUUUACUGGCUGAGCUGACGUAAUACAACACUCGUUGUAGAUACUUAAGCAUUAUUUCUGAUUACACAAUAUUCUUUUCGUAUUUUGGAGCCAGUGAUUUGAGGGAUUUGCUUCCUUAGUUGUUUGUUUUGUUGUUGUUUUCCAAAUUUCAAAUGUUUCCAGAAGCCUUAGAAGGGCUCUGCAACCCAGGCCUUGGUUACCUAGUGGGCAGAAUGGAGAAAACAUCCCUACUGACAUGAACAACAAGGGGGUUGUUAAAUUAACCAACUUCGGAUACUAAUACCCAAAACAAUUAAAACACGGAAGACUCUGCUAGCUGCCUUCCAUGUUGUUUAUAACCUUUUAAAAUUUCAGUCAUUUGGCUCAAAGAAAAGUGAGCUGCUGUCACGUGGUUUUACCACAUUAUCACACACACAGCCCCCAAAUGUAGAAUUCCAGGCUGGGUUGAUGGAAGAGAGCAAGCAGGUGUAUUUUGUGUGAAUAUAUUUAAUCAUCCUUUCUCCCCUCAGAAUCUAUAGAAAUGUAUUCAAAUGCUUUACUCUAAAAAAACAUCUAAAACAGAAAACUCUUGUUAGAUCAGUAUUCCUCUUGGGGUGGGGAAACUGAUUUUGUGGCAUAACCUUGAAAAAAAAAUGUGCUUGCCAUUAAAUGCCUCAAGCAAUUGCUUGUUGCUCUCCAGCCUGGAGAUUUGCUGAUACUGCACUAGAAGGCAGUGGGGUGGCCUUCUAUCUCCUCAGAGGCUAGCCUGGCUUCUGAAAUAGCACAGAUACCAUGAAGGUACCUUUUUAAGCUCUAGGUAGACUCCCUAUUCAAGCAUAAUGCCAAAAAUAUGACUUGAAGGUUGUACUCUGCUGCAGUCCUUGCUUCUAUGACCCCUAAAUCAAUUCUAAUUCUCUGUAUUUGCAGUUGUCUUUGUUUGUUUGUUGUAACUACAAUUAACUGCAUUUAGUCUGUUUGACUUGGGAGCUGUCUGCUGACUGCAGCAGCUUUUGACAAUUCCUGUGUCUCGUCCCCACACAGCUCAUUCGAGGAUACAUUUCUCUACAUACCAGCUGCUGAGAUUUUGAAAUGGGUGGCCAGGUUCUUUUUCAUAUCAAACAGGCUCCUGUUUACAGGUGAAAACCUCGAAGAGAAUGGAAGUGCAUUCACAUUUGAAUGCUGGGAUCUUUGCCUUUUUCAUUCUUACUCAACUCCCACCUCAAAUCAGCAGAAGGGGAAGCUUCAGCCUCCUCAGAUGUGUUGGCCGCCACUGGGGAGCCCCAGCAGGAGGGCUUCCACUUGCUUGAACUCACAUUUAGGCCAUUUGAAGGCUCUCUGGAUGGUUUCUCUGCUGUUACCUUUCCUCCACCAAUGGAAAAAUGCUGCCCUUACAAGGCCAUGUUUGAGGAGGCAGUUGUUUGGCCAGUGAAAGAAGCUCACUCACAUUGCAGACAGCUGAAUAAUGCCAGGCUCUUGACUUUGCACUGUGUGUCUCAGUCAUGAUUGGGACAGAAGUAGCUAGUCUGCUGAGAAGCCAAGCCAGCACCAAUGUUUUAAAACUAAUUCCACCGCAACUCUUACAGCCCUAAGUCAUACUACUGUAGUUCCAGUGAACCCAACUAUUUAAUAUCAUUAGACCCUAAAUUAAAUAGCUUUAUACAAAAUUUUAGAAAAGAUCGAUAUUGUAACAAAGUUACAUAUUAGCAGUAAAAAGCAACUGAGAAAAGAAAAUAUUGAUCUGUUGUGGUUUGUAUACUCAGGUUAUUCUUAGACCUUUGUGGAGAUUGGCUCUGCUCUGAUAGAGAGGAAGCAAAUGUUUUGGAUUCAAGAGUACUGGAUGAAUAGAAAUCACCCAGUCUCUCUGGGCCUCUACUCAUCUGUUUGGGAUGCUACUUGCCCCUCAUUAGCAGACAGGGUCGUUUGGAGGCUCAAAUGAGCUAAGGGGAGAAGCUGUCCCAGACCACCAGUCCAUGUGUGUAAAUUAUCUAUGGUGAGCUGGGUUAUGACUUUUAUUCAAUGAGCUCUUUGCCUUACUUUAUGCCUUCUCCUCAAAGCUGCUAUUACUGAGCCUCCAUUUUUGAAUUUAGAACAGAAAAAAGAAUGAUGAGAAAGAAUGAUUCAAUGUUUUAUACACACACAUGCUUCUUUCAAUAUAUCCAACCUAAGAGCCUGUGGCCAAGGCACCCGUUGUUUAUCUCCACUUCUCCAGCUUCCGGAGGUUUAGAGUGCUGUGACCAAGCCCACAGAGUCAGGUGAAAUUGCCCAUCCCUGGCCAAUCCCUGGGACCAGUGAAAGUGGGAAGUUGACAGAUUGAGGGUCAUAGGAAGCAGAGAGCCACAUCCAACUUCCUUAAUGAACUACUGUAUAUUAGCAUUUGUGCUGAAACAGAAAGAGGAAGAAAAAUGACACCUAAUGAGUUGAAUAUAAAUCUAAGGCUCUCCGUAGGCUCUCCGUAGGGUGGGAGGGGGAAAAAAAUCUCAUGAAAAUGACUGGUCCACUGUUCCGCAAAACACCAACGUUGAUUCAUACAAGCACAAGUCAUAACAAAAAAGCCCUAAGUAGAUGGCAGACACUUUUAUCACUUCCUUAAGAGAGUAGCUUCAACAUCAAUGUGAAUUCUGUUGGUCCUCCUAGAGGGGUUAAUUGUUUUCCUUAUUCAUUGUCCACGACUUCAGUUUUUUCCUCUAUGCACCCUAGACUAAAAAAAAGGACAUAAUCAAGUGAUGUGAUAGACAAGAGUGCCUUUUUUGUUGGCUGUUCAUUUUAGUUCCCUUUUUUCACUAAAGAUAAGAAUUAUUGUACUUCAGAAUUUUGAACCACCAAUUUCCAUAUCUUAAGCAGCUAUCAACUUGCCAAUUCCCUUUGGGUCUCCUUUUUAUUUUCUUACAAUGUUUCCUUCUGUGUUGGAUUGUCCUCCAAGAGCGAAGGGGGCGUGAUUCUUUUUAAAUUAAUAAAAAUGAGACUGUACAGACUUUUGCCCCCUUGUGUCUAUGAGCAUGAUCUCUACCAGGCUUAGAAAUCUGCUUGAUCAUUUUGUAUAUUUGACUAUUUUGUAUUCAGCAUUACUUGAUUCCUUAUGUGCAUGGCAAGGUAUUAAAAUGUGGGAUUUCUAUU